Molecule: messenger RNA, 1211 nt
Organism: Lytechinus variegatus (green sea urchin)
Lineage: Eukaryota; Metazoa; Echinodermata; Echinoidea; Temnopleuroida; Toxopneustidae
Product: allograft inflammatory factor 1-like
Exons: 7
Coding region: 304-711 (135 amino acids)
Biological process (GO): ruffle assembly; actin filament bundle assembly
Cellular component (GO): ruffle membrane; actin filament
Molecular function (GO): calcium ion binding; actin filament binding
Source: RefSeq, a predicted model, not a curated record
ACAAAUCAUGCGUGCACUACACAAAUGCAUUACAUAAAUGGCCUAAUUCAUCAUAGACGUCCAUUCCAUAUAAUUCAGUUUUGUGGGAUGUUGAUGGUUAAGACCUUUGGCUCUUAGGAUCAGCUGCAUCGAUCGAGACUGGAUUGAGUGCCUCUUCAGACAAGGAGAGAUCAAUAGUGCGGAUCGCUUUGAGGUAUAUGGUGAUCACCGGAGGACUAAACCAAAAUAUUAAUUGAAUUAAGCCACAAGACUGCAAAUUAUACCCGCUGAUUGAUAACUAUCAUCUUCGAGCUUUCGACCACAAUGGCAACGCUGGGAGCAACAAGACAAGUAGGAACUGAACAGGCGCUGGAUGAGAUUGUUAAGACAUUUGAAACGAGCGGGGACUAUGCUGACGUAGAGGGCCUGGGAGAGCUCCUUCAAGAAUAUAAAAAACAGUUCAUGGAAUUCGAUGAGGAUAGAAGCGGAGACAUCGAUAUUAUGGAAUUAAAGAGAAUGAUGGAAAAGUUGGGGCAAGCGAAAACUCAUCUAGAAUUGAAGAAGAUGAUCGCCGAGUGUGACCUUGACAAUAGCGGAACUAUAAACUUCGAAGAAUUCUUGAUCAUGAGGUUGGGGAAAAAAUCAAGCAUACUGAAACUAAUUCUUAUGUUUGAGGACAAGAAGAACGAAAGGGAAAUGUCUGGAGGAUCUGCUCCAAAGAUGGACCUAUAAAGAAUAUCAAGGAGUCAGCCCCCCCCCCUCCCUCCCCAAACCCAGAUGAUUAGGACUAUUUCUCAGAAUUCACAUUUUUUCUUUGGAAUUAGAUUUUGACAAAUAAUUCUGGCAAAUAAGAAAGUUAUGAUUCGAAUUUAAUGAUACGAUAAACCCAAACCAAGCUAUUGGAAUAAUUUCCGCCAGGAGAUUGAUGUCUGCUGCGUUUUUACGUAGUGAUAUUAAUGAUAAUAAUAAAAAAAUAAUCUUAAAAAUAAACUGGUAAAUCCGUGUCUUUAUUGGCAGAAAAACCACUCAACUCAAAUAGUUCAUAAUGACUGCAGGGGCCGCGGAACGGUUUUGAAAGUGUGAAAAGUAAUUGUAAUUUAACAUUUCUUUUAAUUGUAACUGAAGAAAGUAAUUGAGCCUAAUCCUGGCUUCCAUAGUAGUUUCCAAAGUUGAAAAAUGUAUUUUAGUUGUAACUCUCUAUGAGCCAGUCCCCUCUUGAUUAUGGUGAGGAU